This is a messenger RNA of Vicugna pacos (alpaca), 1233 nucleotides long. The record is from RefSeq and is a predicted model, not a curated record. NCBI's taxonomy places the organism in Eukaryota, Metazoa, Chordata, Mammalia, Artiodactyla, Camelidae.
GGGGGGGGGUCAAUGAGAAAACAAGUAACAGGGAGGUUAAGCAGCUUGCCCAAGGUGACACAGCUGGAGAUGGGAAGAGUCAGGAAUGAAGCCAUUAAUUAACCCUAACCAUCACGCGAAACUUCCUUUCCACAAGUGUGAAAAAGCAGCUGCCGUGAAGAGGAGUAAAUCCUGUGCAGCUGACGUCCCCAGUGACCUGCGAGAAGAAGUGGAACGCCACUACAGGCUUCCUCUGCCUGAAGACUUCUAUCACUUCUGGAGGUUCUGUGAAGGUCUGGAUCCUGAGAAGCCCGCUGAUUCACUGUCUGCCAGCCUUGGACUUCGGUUAGUGGGCCCUUACGAUAUCCUGGCGGGAAAACAUAAAGUGAGGAAGCCGGCACGCCUGAACUGCAACCUCCACUGGAGGUUCUACUACGACCCUCCCGAGCUGCAGACCAUCAUUGUUGGGGAUGGUAACACCCAGUUCCACAUGGGCUAUUUCAGGGAUUCUCCUGAUGAACUUCCUGUAUUUGUUGGUACAAAUGAAGCAAAGAAAAACUGUACAAUUGUUCAAAAUGGAGAUAACGUGUUUGCUGCAGUCAAAUUAUUUUUGAUGAAAAAACUUAAAGAAGUAACAGAUAAAAAGAAGACUAGUCUCCUGAAAAACAUAGACGAGAAGCUCACAGAAGCAGCCCGAGAACUGGGGUUCUCCCUGGAACAGAGGAGCAUGAAGAUGCGACAGAGAGAUAAGAAGGUCGUGACAAAGAGCUUUCACGGGGCAGGCCUGGUUGUCCCAGUGGACAAGAAUGACGUUGGGUACCGAGAGCUCCCCGAGACGGAUGCCAGCCUCAGGAGGAUCUGCAGGACCAUCGCCGAGGCGCCCAGUGACGACGAGAGACUCAGGGCGUUUGCACCCGUUCAGGAAAUGGUGACGUUCGUGCAGUUUGCUAACGAUGAAUGCGACUACGGGAUGGGGCUGGAGCUGGGGACCGACCUCUUCUGUCAUGGUUCCCACUAUUUUCAUAAAGUUGCUGGCCAGCUUUUACCUCUUGCAUAUAAUCUGUUGAAGAGGAAUCUCUUUGCAGAAAUUAUCGAAGACCACCUGGCACACAGAAGUAAAGAGGACGUGGACCAGCUCGCAGCGUGAGCGCAGUGGCCUUUCUUGGGUGUACAGUAUUUUGAAGCGUUAGUAUUAGAUGUGACUUUUGUUUUUAAGGAAUACAGAAAAUAAAUCAAUGGAAACACUUUUAUAAA